GCGAAGAAGGACUUGCGCGCGACGGUUCUCAUCGCUGCUAUGGAGGCGCUGACCAUGAGUGUCCGGGCGCUGCGGCUCUGGCGGGUCGCAUCCGGUUUGGGGAUCAGCUGGAGAUUUAUAGCAACAUCUCCAGCUUCUCAGCUGUCGCCGACAGAAUUGACAGAAAUGCGGAAUGACCUCUUUAAUAAAGAGAAAGCCAGGCAGUUAUCAUUAACUCCCCGAACUGAGAAGAUAGAAGUUAAGCAUGUUGGGAAAACUGACCCCGGUACUGUCUUCGUGAUGAAUAAAAACAUUUCAACUCCCUACAGUUGUGCCAUGCAUUUAAGUGAGUGGUACUGCAGGAAGUCCAUUCUGGCUCUGGUGGAUGGACAGCCUUGGGACAUGUAUAAGCCAUUAACAAAGUCGUGUGAAAUUAAAUUUCUUACUUUCAAAGAUCGUGAUCCAGGAGAAGUGAAUAAGGCUUAUUGGCGUUCCUGUGCUAUGAUGAUGGGUUGUGUGAUAGAGAGGGCAUUCAAAGAUGAAUAUAUGGUCAAUUUGGUCAGAGCUCCGGAAGUUCCUGUAAUUUCUGGUGCCUUCUGUUACGACGUAGUUUUGGAUAGCAAACUUGAUGAGUGGAUGCCAACAAAAGAGAACUUACGUUCUUUCACAAAGGAUGCUCAUGCUUUAAUUUAUAAAGAUCUUCCAUUUGAAACUCUGGAAGUUGAAGCAAAAGUGGCAUUGGAAAUAUUUCAACACAACAAGUACAAAAUAGAUUUCAUAGAAGAGAAGGCAUCUCAGAACCCUGAGAGAAUAGUCAAGCUACACAGAAUAGGUGACUUCAUUGAUGUGAGUGAGGGCCCUCUUAUUCCAAGAACAAGUAUUUGUUUCCAGUAUGACGUGUCAGCAGUUCACAAUCUUCAACCCACCCAGCCAAGUCUCAUACGAAGAUUCCAGGGUUUGUCUUUACCCAUUCACUUAAGAGCACAUUUUACGAUAUGGGAUAAGCUAUUGGAAAGAUCUCGGAAAAUGCUGAAAAGUAAAAUGGCAAACUUGAGAAGCCUAGGUAACUGAAGAUCAAACUAAACCAACAGAGGAAUGUACAUCUACCUAAUAACUUUCUAAAAUUUAAAUAAGUUUAAUAAAUUAAAAUAAAUGUUUUUAAUAUGUUUGUGUGUGCUUAUACAGAUUAACCCUUUCUCCCCAAGAUUAAUAGUGAUCUUUACUUUUUCUUUUCUCUAAAGUAUGAAACACUUCAUGUUGCUCAAAUGGAAACUGUACAAAAACAGGUUACUCCCUUCCUGCUCCGUGGAUGCAACACUUUGGCAUGUUUUCUCUUUUUUUUUCCUGCAGAUCUAGGCAGAUACAUACAAAUAUAAAUGUAAUUUCUAAAAAACAUAAAUAGGAUCAUACUAUACUUGCUUGCAUUUUUUGCCAAACAGUGGCACAGUAAACAUCCUUGUGCAAAAAUGGGAAAUGUUUGUAGUAAAUAACGUUAACUGAGUAUUUAUCAUGUGCUGGGCCUUGUGCUAAGCUCAUCACCUGGAACCUUUUGUAUAAUCCCCACAGUGACCUGUUGAGAAGAUAUUUCUAUUUUUUAAAUGAGGAAACAGCAUAGAGCUUGAAAGUGGUAAAGUGGGAAUUUGAACGGAGACAGUUUCACUCACAUGCUCUUAUGUUCUACGUUGCCUUAUGUAUAAAUAAUUUUGUAGGAAUAGCUUUCUGGCAGUGGAAUUACUGACAGGCGCUACCAGAUGCCGGUUUCCCAAAGGUUUUGCCGAAUGUUACUCCCAGUAACAGUGUGUAAGAGUGCCUGUUUACCCACACCUUGAGUAAGCCUUGGUAGUCAGUCUUACAAAAAUAUUUUGCCAAAAAGUUUCUGCUUCAGUGUCAGCAAGUUUUCUGUGUCUUGUUCACAGGCUUCCUCUGAAGGCUGUAUUUUUUUUUUUUUUUUUUCUGGGUGAGGUCAGUCCAUAUCUUCCUGUUUCUUGAUUAACUUUCUCAUUUUGCUAGCAUUUGUCUCUAUGCUCCUUUCUAGGAAAAAAUGUCUAAGAGGUGAGCCAUUGCAUGUCUAAAGUGGGUUCUGCACUUGUAUUUGAUGAACUAUUAAGCUAGAUACAGAAUUCUAGAUUGAAAAGUAGUUUUCUCUUCGAACUUUGAAAGCAGCUCAGUUAUUUUCUGGCAUCUGAUUUUGCUAAUAAAAGGUCUGAUGCCAGUCUGAUUCUUGUUCCUUUUUAUGUAACCUGUUCUCUGCAUCGCCUUCCCUCAACACACUCUGGACACUUAGGAUCUUUUUAUUCUUGGUGGUGUAAAGUUCGACAAUCCUGUACCCGUAUCUAGGUCUUUAGUCAGUUAUUCUGCUUGGUACGUAGGCGGUCCUUUCAAUUUUUGACAUCUCUCUUUUAUGUUUUUUUACUUUUUUUGUUCUUUCUUUUCUCUGGAGGUUCUUUGUUUCUCUAAUACCGUUCAGCUGUAUUUGCAUCUUCUGUAUUGGUCCUCUGUGUUUUUUUCCCUUUCUCUAUUAUUUUUCCUGCAUUUAUAUUUUACUUGUAAUACAUUAUGUCAAGCAUAUUUUAAUUUCUGAAAGCUGUCUUUUGCUUCUCUUUCAUAGCAUCCUUUUCAGGUUUUUGGAUGUGAUGUUUUUUCAUGAAGCUCUCUGAAGAUAUCGAUAUAAUUGGUAUUCAUUUGUUCAUUCACUUUCUAGUCCCUGAAUUAUCUCUUUUCUCUGGUGACAGAUUUUUUAUCUUAGUCUUUCACUUACAUGUUUCAGGCUUUUUUCAAAUGUCUUAUGUUUAUUGGCUGUCAGUUUGUAGUUGAAAAUGUGGAUGUAGGGAGGUUGAGUGGCAGCUCUGUGGUUUGAGCAAGGUUUGGCUUCUUGUAGGCAUCACUAAGGAUGAGUAGGUGAAUCUGGCUGGUAGGACGAGGGUUUGUAAAAUGCUAGAAUGAAGAGGUCUUGUCUUGGCUACUGAUUUCUAAAUUGACUCCUAGUUUUAUGCAGACUGUUCUUUCACUGACUUUAUAAAAGAUCCCUUUGAUAUUUUACAUGGGGCACUCCCUGAAUUUAGGCCAUUCUGUAUUUGAAGAUGGGAUAGUGUUCAACCCGUUUGUAUACAGGCCUUUAAUUAAUUCCUUUCUUUUUAAUUAGUUUAGAUUUAAUUAAUCCCUCUACUGUCUUCUGUCAUCUAUGAACUUCUGCCGUCUCUGAUCUAAGGCCCAGUUGGGCCGCUUGGCUGCCUCUGAUGGAACUUCCUCCACAUGUUUUCUAGGUGGUGAUGACGUUCUCUAGUGUUUUAUUAGUUACUUAGCUUUUUGUCUUUUAGAAUUUGGUUGACAUCUCUUGUUUAUUGAUUUUUUUUUUCCAUUCCCUUUGUUGUUUGUGAAUUUAUAUACUUCAACAUUUUUUUCUCUUAAAAAUUGUGAAAUAUUUGAGUAUACAGAAAAGUACAGAGAAUAAUUUCACAAACUCUUGUUUGAGUGGGCGUUUUUCAUGCUUUUUGGGCAACUAGCACUGUUUGAACACCUGCUUUUUGGCAACUUCCCACUCCAUGGAUCUUACCUUACCCAGAAGAAGAAUGAAAUUUAAUUUCCUACCCUUCCUUACAGCUACGGCUGAGACAGGUAGCAUGGGCUCACCAAUUAGACAUACCUGUGUGAAAUGUGGAAGCAAGUACUUUGCAGACAAGAGUAGUUGUUGAGAGGAGCAGUGAUGUGGUUUUCAAUGCAGCAGUGGCAGAGGUCCCAUGUAAUGGUGCAAGGUGUGGAGGCUGUGCUUAGCAGUUUUUCCCCCACAGCUGCUCCAGGGUAUAAAAAUUGGCGUUUUUUUGAGCCUCAUACUCCUGACCUCCAGGCCUGAGACUUGUGAGCCAUUUUUUUCUGUUUGUUUAAACUAGCAAGUGUAGAUCCUGUUGUUUGUAACCAAGAGUGUUGAUAUACAGCCACUAUUUAAUUGUAACCACUGUCAACCUUUUUCCUUAUUUACUUCAGAUCGUUUUGUGUUUAAAUAAAGGAAAAACUGCACAU
Cercocebus atys (sooty mangabey) is the source of this 3996-nucleotide messenger RNA. It is a transcript of the gene MRPL39, whose product is annotated as mitochondrial ribosomal protein L39. Lineage: Eukaryota; Metazoa; Chordata; Mammalia; Primates; Cercopithecidae. The record is from RefSeq and is a predicted model, not a curated record. Gene Ontology annotation, cellular component: mitochondrion. The transcript has 11 exons. Gene Ontology annotation, molecular function: nucleotide binding; RNA binding. Bases 40 to 1050 code for a protein of 336 amino acids.